AUGGCAGAUCAACAGAUUAUUCGCUUGAGUCGCGAAGUGGAGCGCCUUGUUACGGCGCCUUAUGCACCUUCACUCCAGUCUACAACGUCACAAUCCAUUCAACUGUGGGCCUCUCACAAGCCGUGUCAAAUUGGGGCUCUAGUUGACGUGCUUGUCGAUGGUCUAUCGCGCUCUCGUUUCGCGUUGCCUCUACUUACAAUCUUUGUACCGGUUCCAACCGUCAGGGAUGUUCUGCUCGAGCGACAUCCAUGUCUUCUUGAUCAGUUCCUUCAAGGUGCUACCGACGAUGACAAGUCUGAGUAUGCCUUGGUGUGCACCGCGAUCCUAUCGUCUCCUCUACCGCCCGAGUUUAUAAUUCCGGCACGCUUGACACUGUUCAUGGAGAAGAUGAUACGUACAAUGGGAGAGGAUCCCCGCGCCGAAAACAUUCUACCUCUGAACCAAAUCUCCAAUGGCAUUAGAAGGUCACCUCGGCUCCUCGAAGAGAUCCCGUCUGAAUUGAUGGCUAGUCUUCAGGUAGAGCUUACGAAAACGCUGCGUAACCUGAGUGACCACAUGGGAAAUCUUCUUUGUCUAGCAACUUUUGCACGCAUGGCAUCCUUAGAAGAUUCUGGGUCCGAGAAAGGUUGUGUGCGGUUUGUUCCGUUGUGGUUGCAAAGUGUUAACCAUUUCUUUGGUCCCAAGCGUGGCUUGAAAACUUUGGACCUUGUCGUCCUGCGCGUUAUCCUCGCUUGCUCUGAUAGCUGCAGCGAUUUAACGGUAGACCAGGCAGCCGAGAGUAUCCGCUUGGCGAUCGAGAUUUGCGAUAGAGUCGAGCAAGAACAGAGAGACACCUGGAUUAAGGCAAACGCCUCCAAGAUUGCCAAGUUACGAGAGAAGAUUACCAGAAGUGGUAUUGACCCUGGUGUUCAACUGCUAGGAGCGACAUUCCUGGCAUCGCUGCUUCCAGUUGCAACUUUAUCAACCGAUAUAGCCCGAGUUGCGGUCGAUAGGCUUAUGAAUCAAGACAGCAAAUUCGUGUUCGGUGUGCUGACAUUGGAGUAUAUACCGCGACUUGUAGGGGCAAGUGUGGCGUGUUUAGGGGUGACUGCGAUACGCAGUCUGCUUGAAUAUAUCGUCUCUUCUUUAGAUACCACCAGCUCUCCGAGCUUGGCUCAUGUUUUAGUGGCUAAAUCGUUGGUUACAGGGCUGCAUUCUGCAUCCUUGAACUCCGCUAUAUUUGCGGAACCUCUUGAACAAUGCCAGCAAGUCAUGUGGAAGACAAUUGAAAGUUUUCCCAGGGAACCCUUCUCAUCACCAUGCCAUGGCGCUCAUACAUGCGGAGUUGCACGUUCGCAACUGGAGAAUGAGCUAAUAUACGACUUUUUAUCCUUCCACCUCCAUGCAGUGCUAUCACAGACCAAAACCCAGGACACAAUAGCUGGGAAUGCGACCUUGCAGAUGUUUCUGGCUCAAAACAAGCAGUUAUUGCAUAAGCAUAAAUGCUCAUUCUCGGAAACUGAACCAAUUCGGACCGCCAAAACCUAUCCGCCACUCAACGUCCGUGGGGACCUUUCCGGUCCCAGUUCGCGGUCUGAUUGGAGAUCCUCUGUGUCAGAAGCACUCAUGCUCAAUGCGCGUGCAUCGAAUGACAGUAUUAUGCGUAAGAUGGAGGAGGUGUGCUAUGAUCUCGAGCAACGAUGUGAUAAUGUUGAAGCCCCACUGCGGGCGAUGGAGCAAGAGCGGAACGCGAUUUCAGCUGACGCGCAGCAUCUGCAAGAGCAGAAUAGCGCAUUGGAGCUGCAGUUGCAACAAGCAUCCGAUACAAUUGGCAGGCUUCGGCUGGAAAUCUCUCGGUUAGAGACUCAUGCGGAAGCUGCGUCCAUUCGCGCUGAAGAAUUAUCGGCAACUCUCGACGCAGCUCGAAGAGACCUUGCAGAUCAGAAGCGCGAGUCCCAAGAUACCAUGGCAAGCGAGGUAGAAAAGGCCCGCACUAGGGAGCUGGACUUGAUCGCAUCUAUAACUGAAAGGGAUGAUCAGCUGGAAGCGUUGCAGGAGGAAAUCAUGGCUCAAAGAACGGAGAAUACAAACCUGCAGAACGCGCUAGGUGAAACCUCGAAAGAGAAGUUGUCCUUACUUGAGACGAACGGAUCCCUCAAUCAGAACUUGGAGGGGCUCGAAGAGAAACUCAGACAAUGCGAAGUGCUUUUAGUCCAGAAGGACGAAGACCAAAGGCAGAUUCUGACCGAGAAAGCAGAAAUUGAGAGGGAAAUUGAAGCCCUUCGGAUUCAGCUUGAUGAAGAGAAGACGGAAUCCAACAGGUUGGCGUCCGCGCUUGACAAAGCCGAGGGGCACCUUCGAGGGGAACGAGAAACUGUCAGAGAUUAUGAGACUCAACUUUCGGCGGCAAAUGCAAAGUACGAGGCCCAAAAGGAAGAAAUGUUCGCGCUGCGGAUGGAUAUGCAGGCUGCCGCAUCCGACGCCACCAAGGAGCUGCAAACGAAGGAUAAGCGGAUACACCACCUGGAGAAGAAGGUGCAACAACUACGGAAUGAACGAGCAGCCAAAGCCCGCGAGUUCUCUGAAGCCCAGCAACAUAUCGGACGCCUAAUGAAUGUUAUGGGGAUCCGGGUCGAGACCGACGGGACGAGGCCCGAGAACAAACAGACGAGGAAGCCUGGUGCAAGGUCCUCCCAGACAGCCACAACACAGCAAACGCCGCCGACGGAGGACGAUUUGCAAACCCAGCCUGGGAACUCACAGGUGGAACCAUUCGAAAAUAGCUUGUCUUCCCCUACCAGCCGUAGUCCGAAGAGGACUAUAGAUAAUGCAUUUCCCGCGACUGAUUCAUCAUCGCAACACAUGAGGGUCGGCAGGAAGUCGAGGAAUGUAACACCCCAGCACAGACGAACACCCCUCGAAGAUGCCGACUUGAAUAGCCAGCCGGGCGGACAGCGGAGUCCCGCGUCGCAGCGCAGCGAAUGUGGCACUUCUGACCAAGUUCGGACUCGUGGCAGCCUGGAGGAGAACCAACUUCAGCAAAUAGACCUGGACAUGGACCUGGAGUUUUCAAAAGACUUCCUCUUCACAAGCACAUCUUUAUCAGCGACCAAUGAUCCCAUUCCAUACUCACAGACACAGCAGUACUACAAUCAUUCAGACGCACUUAGUCCGAUUUGUCCGGUUCUAAAGUACCUAAAUCAGGGGCUAAGCCUAGAAUAUUGGACCGCUAUCCAUAGCAUUCGUGUUCAUCCAAGCCACAUUGAACUCUCGGCCUGCAGCCCCCGGUCAGGCUGCUCCGUGGCGGCGCAUCUGAAGAGUAGAAGGGCCAUGGCCAAACGCCCGGAAGCUCCACUUAAUGGUGUGUCACUGUGA
Messenger RNA from Aspergillus niger, 3354 nucleotides. RefSeq lists its product as uncharacterized. The transcript is spliced from 10 exons. Bases 1 to 3354 code for a protein of 1117 amino acids. The record is from RefSeq and is a predicted model, not a curated record. Lineage: Eukaryota; Fungi; Ascomycota; Eurotiomycetes; Eurotiales; Aspergillaceae.